AUGGACGGCGCCAGCGACGCCGAGCGGGAUCACGCCCUUGAAGAUUAUAAAAAGAGCUUGCUGGAGCUACGAGAAUGGGAGGCGAAGCUAAAGACUCUUCGUAUGGGUAUCAAGGAUCUCCAGCGCGAAUUCGACAUCUCCGAAGAGAACAUCAAGGCACUACAAAGUGUUGGUCAGAUCAUCGGUGAAGUGCUAAAGCAGCUAGAUGAGGAACGAUUCAUCGUCAAGGCAUCCUCAGGACCCCGAUACGUGGUUGGCUGUCGUUCCAAGGUCGACAAGGCUAAGAUGAAGCAGGGCACGCGUGUGGCCUUAGAUAUGACAACACUUACCAUCAUGCGGAUGCUUCCCCGUGAAGUUGAUCCCUUGGUCUACAACAUGUCUUUGGAGGAUCCCGGUCAGGUCAAUUUCGCUGGAAUUGGUGGUCUCAACGAUCAGAUCCGAGAGCUGCGUGAGGUUAUCGAGUUGCCAUUGAAGAAUCCUGAACUGUUCCACCGAGGAGUUCUGCUCUAUGGUCCCCCUGGUACUGGUAAGACACUGCUUGCCCGAGCAGUAGCCAGUUCCAUCGAAACCAACUUCUUGAAAGUUGUAUCGUCCGCUAUCGUUGAUAAGUAUAUCGGUGAAUCCGCUCGAUUGAUCCGAGAGAUGUUCGGCUACGCCAAGGAACACGAACCCUGCAUCAUCUUCAUGGAUGAAAUUGACGCCAUCGGAGGUCGACGAUUCUCGGAGGGUACAUCGGCGGAUCGUGAAAUUCAACGAACACUGAUGGAGUUGCUGAAUCAGCUGGAUGGAUUCGAUUACUUGGGAAAGACAAAGAUCAUCAUGGCCACCAACCGACCUGAUACCCUUGACCCGGCGUUGCUGCGUGCUGGUCGUCUGGACCGCAAGAUUGAGAUUCCUCUGCCUAAUGAGGUCGGCCGUUUAGAGAUUCUGAAGAUUCACUCUAGUACGGUGCAAUUGGAUGGUGAUAUUGACUUCGAGAGCGUGGUCAAGAUGAGUGAUGGUCUCAACGGUGCCGAUCUGCGUAACGUGGUGACCGAAGCUGGUCUGUUCACUAUCAAGGAUUAUCGCGAUGCCAUCAACCAAGAUGAUUUCAACAAGGCAGUACGGAAGGUGGCUGAGGCGAAGAAGCUGGAGGGCAAGCUGGAAUACCAGAAGCUGUAA
This is a messenger RNA of Penicillium malachiteum, 1161 nucleotides long. It is a transcript of the gene rpt4, whose product is annotated as proteasome regulatory particle base subunit RPT4. The coding region runs from base 1 to 1161 and encodes 386 amino acids. Gene Ontology annotation, biological process: positive regulation of RNA polymerase II transcription preinitiation complex assembly. The record is from RefSeq and is a predicted model, not a curated record. Gene Ontology annotation, cellular component: proteasome regulatory particle, base subcomplex; cytosolic proteasome complex. Gene Ontology annotation, molecular function: ATP binding; ATP hydrolysis activity; proteasome-activating activity. The transcript has 5 exons. NCBI's taxonomy places the organism in Eukaryota, Fungi, Ascomycota, Eurotiomycetes, Eurotiales, Aspergillaceae.